This is a messenger RNA of Cinara cedri, 13897 nucleotides long. The record is from the annotation of a GenBank genome assembly. NCBI's taxonomy places the organism in Eukaryota, Metazoa, Arthropoda, Insecta, Hemiptera, Aphididae.
GUUUAGGUGUGCGCGUGCGUCCUAACCGUUUUUUUACGAUUUUUUUUUUUUUCCCCCCGUUGUGUGCUUGUAAGUGCGUUUGUGAAUUGUGUAUGAGUACGUGUGUCUGUACACGGUGACGGUGUACCGAGUACUUCUCUAUGUCGAUUUUUUAUACUUGAGUCACAGUCUCUUUUAUCGUUUUAUAUAAUGUUCAAUGUUUAUAUUGUGUUAUUAAUGCUAUUAUGUUUUGAUUUUCGUUCGAUGAUAAUCUUCGAUUUCGCAAUGCGUCUCAGAACCGAUUUUUCCGGUAAUUCCCGUAAACCGUUUCAGUAAAAAGAAAUCUUUUUGAUUAUUUUUUUUUUUGUUCGCGUUAUUUUUGAAAUAAUUUUGUUUUUAAUUUCCGUUGUGCCGUUACCACUUUCCUGCUAAGCAUCAGAAAUGAUUAGUCAAUUUUAUAAAUUUUGAUCUAGUCGAAUUAAAGACCUACCUACAAUGUCGGCGAGUGAAACCGGACAGAACAACUGCGAUCUCGAGGGAGAUUUUAUAAAAACACGAAGUUAGUGUUGUACAUAACUAUUUAAUUACAUUGUAUAAUAAAUCGAUUCCUAAUAAUUAAUGUGGUUGUAGGUAGCGGAUUUAUGUGUACAAUAGUUAUAUCAAACUAUACAGUAGAUAAGAUACGAGAUUUUUUUAAUCUUAAUGAUUUGUUUAUUAAAUUAAUGAAUUACUCAGUCAAUUAGGCAGUCAUUUUAUAUUCAUUACAUGGAGAGGAUAAUAGUGACACAUUCUUGAUUUAAUAAUAAUUUUUUAUAGGAUUGAUAAAAAAAUAAAAAUAUACAAAAAAAAUCGAAUGUUUAAUCUAUUUUGGUCAGACUUACCUUCGAAUUUCGAUAAGUAGGCUAAGUUGAAUACACUAUUCAUAGGUCAUGCGUGUUAAACAAUCCCCUCGUGUAAUCAUUGGAAAUAAGCCAAUUAUAUUUCAACUGUUAUACAGAAUGAAAAAAAACGUGUGAUCUGGACACUGAAUGUUGCCAAUUAUUUUUAGAAUAUAUUUUGUUAAGUUUAAUAAUUUUCUGUUUUGGUGACACAUAAACGGACACAUAAAUGACCAUCAAUUGUUAAAGAUCUAUGUAUAAUCUAUCUACUACCUAAUAUCACACACAAUGUCAUUAUAAUUUUGUAAUUUGAUUUUGAAAUUUCUGUAUGAAUUUUGAUAAAAAUUAGAUUUUUAGUAAAUGAUUUUUUUUGUGUCAUGAUUUGUCGUUCAUUUCUAGUAUCACAAUAUGUAGUUUGGUAUCGAGUUAUUCUUUUGUAGCUUAUCCAAUAAAGUGGCAUACUCAGCAUGUGAAAUACUUAAGUCUGUGUUUACAAGAGUGUUUACUAAUAAUAAAAUAAACAAAACUGUAUAUAUUAAAAAAAACCUCAAUAAUUUAUCAAUUCUUUAAGUAGGUACUAACUUAAAAACAAUUUUAAAAACUAAAUGCUUUUUUCAAGAUCAUAAAUAGGUACAUUAGGUAAUAAAUAAAGAUAAAGAUUUGUAUAGAUAACUAUAAUCAGAGUUAUAAAUUAUAAUACUACAUAGAUUAUUUACAUUAUAGGUACCAAUUAAAUAUUCUUAGGUGGGUAUUAAAUGAAUAACAGGUGUCCAACUGUUAUUUACUGGUUGUUUUUGGGCGGAUAGGCAAAACAGUAUUAUUUUAUUUUUAUUUUUUUAUUUUGAUAAUUCAUUUUUUUAAUGGUUUGAGCAAAUAUAUUAUUGAAAACUAUAUCAUUAAGAGGAAAAUAUUUUGUUAAUUUAUUAUGUAUUUAACAUAUUUUGAUGUAACUAAAAAGAUAGGAAGUUUAAUUUAUAUUUUAUUUGUUAGGAUUAUGUACUAAUAAUUUAUUGUAUUUUAAUGUUUAUAUGUAUAUAUGUACAUAUCAUUAAUCUUAAAACUUACAGUAAAUAAAUACGUAAAUAUUUUGUUGGUUUUAUCUACAUUAUUUUUAAAUUUAAAAGAUUAUUCCCAACUCCCAUCACCUAACCUAACCUUUAUCAUUUGUCUAUAAAAUCUAAUUUUAAAAUAUUGACUAAGUGUAAGUACUCAUAAGAUACUAUAAUCUUUUCUAUUUCAAAAAAACAUAUUUCUAAUAACUCCAUAAAACCAGACAAAAAAGAAAUUAGUUCUGUGAAUUAAUAGUAGGUGUGUAUAUAGUACUGAUAGUAACAAUAAAACAAUUAUAAUAUAUGAAUUAGUCAUUUUUUAUUUAUGUUAUCUAUAAUAAUCAUUAAAAUAAACAAGUUGGUUGAUUAACUCAUUGAUUAAUAAUUAAUAAUAAAGUGAUACAUUUGACUGUUUCAGUCAACUGAUAAACAAGUGUUUAGAUUAGAAUUGUCAGUCAUAGACACUUAAGUAGAUGAAAUUAUUUUGUUGAAAUAAUUUUCCAACUUAGUUAUAUUUAUUUUUUCUUAAGAAAAUUAUUUUAUGCACCUAGGUACAUUUUUGUAUAUUGAUUUUUUAAAUUCUUCGACUUUCAAUUUUAGUUAAUUAUCUGUAGUUACGUAAUGUAUGAAAAUGAAAAAUAAAUUAUCAAAAAUUGUUGAAGGUAAUAUCAUAAUUUAAUUGUAGCUUGUUGUAAUUUAACUUAGUGAUUUGUAUGAAAUAUAAACCAAUCUCGGGUGAAAACUCAAAAAAAGUUUGAAUUCUCGAAGGGACUGAAAUAAAUGUCAAUUCAUCACAGGUUUCUAUUUUGCAAAAGUUUAAAUAUCUACAUGUGGAAUUACAUUUUGGGACCAUUUAAGUUUUAUGUUUUAUCUAGGUACCCUGUUUUAAAUAAGGUUUUACUAGUGGUUUAACUGUAUUUAUUAAUUAUAAUAUACCUAUACCUACCUUAUGAAUUAUAGAUACUCAACAUUUUUUUUUAUUAGUUAUUGCAUUUAUAUAAUUCAUCCCUCGUGUUCCUAUUUUUAUACAAACAUAUCACAUUGUCAGAGUUUCUCUAAAAUUAUGUUUUAAUUAUAGUAUAAUUACAACUACAUUUUAUAAAUAUACAUUUUGGAGUAAUUAAUAUAAAAAAAAUGAGUAAAUUCUAAUAUUCUAGUAGCUAGCUAUUCUAGUAUUUCAGAUUAUUUCAAAUAAUGAAUAUUAGUAAUUUUGUAUAAUGUGUAUGAUUUAUCAUUCUAGGUGUUUCAAGUUUAGAAUCUGAAUCUUCAUUUUUAAAUGUUUAUUUAGAUAAAAUAUAUUCUUCUGAUUCAGAUGUAUUAUUGGCUAUCAAGGUAAAAUUAUUUUAUCUAACAAUAUAAUUAAUUAUAAUUAAAUACUUACUAAAGUAACUACUAUCUAUUUACCCUUCUAUUUUCAGAAAUUAAAUUUAUCAAUUAAAUAUGUGGAUAAUUUAUCUGAUGUAAAUUUAUUAGAAUCAAAUGAUAUCCUGGUCACCACUUUAUUUGAAGAACUUGCUGUCAAAAGACCGUGUUUUAAGUAUGUUUUAAAAAAUGCUUUUUAUUUAUAAUUUUAUAUUUUCCCUAAAUUAAUCUAAUGAAUAUUCUUAUUAAAUUAUAUAUAUUUAAUAUUAUAUAUCAAGUUAUAAAAAUAGAAUAAAAAAAAACAUUUUUUAUUGGUUCAUUUUAUGUUAUUAUGAAUUAUUUACAAUAUUGUUUUCAUGAGCUAUCUUGAAUUAAUUUUAUGUUAUCUAUGAACUGUAAACCUAAUGCCUGUAAAUCUAUUUGAAUUAAUAAGUUUUUUUCGUAGACUAGUUUAUUAAAAUGCAUCUCUUAAAUAAAAGAAAACAUAAUGAAAUCAUUUAAUUUAUUUGAUAAAUAAUUAAAACAUUUAAAUAUUAUUUAGAAUACUUGGACGUCCAGCUUUAUUAGAACUGGCCAAAAGCCCUAAUGGUUUACAUGGUGUUAAUCGACAUCGUUAUUGCAAUGCACUUGUUGGUGCUAUUGUCAGUGUCACAGGAAUCCAAAAAAGAGAUGAAAUGGUAUGUGUGGAAAAAUGUAUUAACAAAGUUUUAUAUUUCAUAUUUUUCUAUUGUUAACUAGGCACGUGUCCUGAGUUUAAUUCGCUGGAUGGGUGGUAGUAUUCGAGAAAAUAUCAACCACAAAACUACUCAUUUAGUUUCUGGUUAUGCGUGUAGUGCUAGAUCUCAGUAUGCAUAUUUACAUGAAAUUCCAGUUGUUGGAUCAUCAUGGCUUCAUGCAGCUUGGGAAAAACGCAAUGAAAUCAAUUUCACAGCUAUCAAUUCUUCAUUUGUAAGUCAUGGUAUUUAAAUUAUACAAAUUAAAAAUAAAUAGAAAUUGUAUAAUGUAUUAAAAAAAAUAUAAUUUAUUAAUUCUUCCAUUAUUUUGUAUUUUUUUUCUAGUUUUCAGAACACAAGUUAAAACCAUUCCAUGGAGCUAAAAUAUGUUUUUCAGGGUUCACAGAAGAAGAAAGAUCACAUAUGGUUGAUGUUUUAUUACAAAAUGGAGGAACUCCAGUUAAUGAUGAAAACGAUACAGAAUGUACUCAUCUUGUAUGUAUUGUUUAGAUAUUUUAAUCUUGCCAAGGGGAUUUUAUUUUAAGGCUGUGUGUUGUGUUAAUUGUUAUAAACAAAAUGUGAUAAAUUAAUAAUGUCCAGUUGUGAACUAUUUAAAUUAGUAUUCAUUUACAACGUCUAAAAUUGUGUUUAAUGCUAAUAAUAGAAUAUAUAGAAGCAAAAUAUAUAUUUUUCUCUAAGAGGAAUAAAAUAUGAUAAUGGCUGAUUUAACUAAAUCAGUUUAAUUUUGUACUUAUUAAAAUUUUGCUUUUGCUCUGCACAAGGCCACUAACCUUAAUAUUGUAAAUACAUAAUAAUAAAUAUACACGUGAUAUAUAUAGUAUAAUAUUAUAUAUCACAUAUACACAGUCAAAAAAAAAAAAUGGUAUAUACUAACUAAAAUUUGCUUAUAUUUAAAUUUUACAGGACGUGGCUUAAAUUUUUAACAUUUUUGUUUGUUGGUGUUAUGUUUUUGUUUGCAUGUUAGGUUACAAAGGAAAGUUAUACAUGCACUUCUAGCCCUUUAGGAGAUCGAGAUUCAAAUACUACACCGUACUUAAGAGGUGUUUUGGCUCCUAAAAAUCUAAUUCAAGCAUUUGAUAAAGAGGAAUAUUGCACAAGCCCUAAUACAAGUCGAAAUGGGGGGUUAAAAAGAACACUAACUGAGAUUGACAGUGGAAAUAAUUCACAUGAUACCAAGAAGAUUCGCCUUCAAUUUUUAGAUCCAGAUUGUGACGAGUUUUUGUUUAAGCAUCCUAAUCCUAUGUCAGCACGUUUGGAUCAAACUGAUAAAACAUUGGUACAUAUUUUUAAUUUACAAAUAUAAAUUGUUAAAAUACACAUAAAAAACAAAAAUAAAUUAUAUAUCUAACUUGAAAGACAAAUUGAUAUAAAUAAAAUAAUAAUAUGUUUAAUUAAUUUUUUUCAAUAUUCUAUAGCAAUCUAUAAGCAUUUAAUAUUUAAAAACAAAAAUUUGAUAAGUUAAAAUAUUACUCAAUUGAACAAUUUGUGUUUAAUAGUUAUUUUUUUUUAUGCUAAAAAUUGAAAAUUUCUAAAAUUAUAAUAUUAUUUUCAAAAAUUAAUAUACUUUUUGUACAAAAGUUAGGUUUAUGUUUCUUUGUAAGGUGAUAAAGUAAGAUACUGUUGUUUGUAUACUAAAAAAAGUGAUAUAUCUGCAAUUGAAAAUCAAUUUUUUCUUUUUUAAAUUUUAAAGGUAUUGAUGCUAAACAUUAAAAAAAUAAUAAUAAUAACCUAUACAAUGUUAAUUGACAUUAAUUAUAAUGUCAAUGUUACUUAGAAAAAUAGGGAUUAAAACUUUUUUAAUGUUUUUGUUGUAGACAAAUGAACUAAACUUUUACUAAAUGCUGUUGCUCUGUAAUAAUAAAUUAUGUGACAGUGAUAUUUAAGAGCAUAUAAUAUAAUUCACUAAUUCACAGUUUUUUUUAAUUAUACUUAUUCAACAUAACUUUUCAAUGCAUUUGCUUAUAAUAUAUGCUUAAUUUUAUGAUUUGCAGUAUUUUUAUUGUUUGUUUAUGGCGUACAUAAUACAUUUAUGGACUUGCUUAUUUCUUUAUGAUUUCUUGAGGAUUAAUUUUGAAUAUUGUUUAAGAUUUCUAAAUUUAAAGUAUAUUAAACAUAAAUCAUGCAUAAAACUAAUGACUUGUGUUUGUGUAUGUGUUAUUGUGUUUGCAUGGCUGGUGCUUUAUAAUUAAGGUUUAUAUUGGUAUUAUGAUAUAUUUUUUUAUUUUCUUUAAAAAAUUUAAUAAUUUAAAAUAACAAUAUUUCAUGUUCUAUGAAGUAUAUAAAUUAUAUGUUCAAGUUAGACUUGGAGACAAUUUAAAGUAUCAUAUUGAUAAGCUAUUAUAACUCAGAAUAAUGCUUUAAAUGUGUCUAUUACUGAACAUAUAUUAUUGUAUUAAAAUAUAAGGCAUCUAUUUCAGUAAAUGUAAAUAACAUUUAUGUUAUAAGAAAUUUGAACAUAGAAUAAAAUAAGAAAACUAAUUUUUUUUUUCUCAGUUCUUAAACAUUAAUUUGAAACUUAUAAUACAUUUUCUAAAUAUUAUUGUCUCAAUUUAUUAUUUGUGAAAUAUAUAUUUUAUUAUCUUACUGUGUAAAUUAUAUAUUUAUUUUAUAAUAUUAUUGUCUCUAUCAAAAUGAUAAAAGUAAUUGUUAUAGUUGAUAAAUUUAUGAGUAUUAGUCUAGUAAAACUUGUGCAAAUCUGUAAGAAUUUAUAAAUACAAACAAAAAAUUAUAUAUAUAUUACUAUAUAUAUAUUUAAUUGUUUUAUAUUUUGUUUUAUGUUCAAAUUAUCUGUUAAAUGAACAUUUUUAACAAUAGUUAAAAAUUGUUAUUUAAGGUUUGUUUAUUUUAUUUGAAUGCAUCUUAUUAUUUUACUUACUAAUUACAGUUAUUAUUAUUAUUUCUCAAGUUACUAAUGGUAAUACAUAAGUACAUAAUAAUUUAGUUACAUUAGUUGCAUAAUAGCUAUUUAUGACAUUAUUGAUUUAGAUAACUUUAUAAUAUUGCUUUAUGUUUUCCAUUAUUUCAUUUAGUUUUUAUUAGAUUCUGAAUGCGGCAAUGAAUUCAUUAGUUUUACUAUUAUGUAAACUUUGGUUUUUUUUGUUCCUUUUUUCUAUUUGUGAACAAGUUUUCUACCAGAAAUCUUGUUUUGAUCUUAAUUGUAGCAUUUUUUUUGUAAGCAAAUUUUGUCUAGUUAGAUCAUUAGCAAGAAAUUGUUCUUGUAGUUUUCUUUAAAAUUGAAAAAUAUAUAAGAAAAUCUAUGCAAUAAUAGUUUGUUAUUUUUUCUUAAAUUGUUUAUUUCUUGUUAUUCAGUUAAAAUACCUGUAGAUUUAAUUAAGUAUUUACUGUUAUACAUUUUUUAUCAAGAAAUUAUUAAAUAGAGCUCACUUAUAAACAUAAAUAAUAAACAUUCUUUAAGUACUACCUACUUACUUAAGAAAUCAUAAAGUUCAAUAGGUAAUUUAAGGGAUAGGUGUACAAAGGAUCUACAUAAGAGAUGUCCACAGGGAAAUUUCCAGUAUUCCAACUGGACAUUAUGUGCCUGGAUGACCAUGAUAUGUUCACAAAAUACUAUUUGAGAUUUUUCAGGCAAAGUAAAAUGUUCAAAACGUUUUAUUUUUAUUUUUAUUUGGUUUUAAGUGAAUAAAGUUUAUUUUAGCCCAGGCAGAAACUUUAAAAAUGUAACAUAAGUAUCAUUAUAAUUUGUGUAAUUUGGUUAAAAAAAAAAAAGUUAGGUAUAAUUUAGUAGUUUUUUUUUAAAAGUAUUUUAAUGAAAAUUAUAUUAUCCACAGUAUUUCUAAACAAGUUGAACCAAAUUUCUCUCAGAAAAUCGUUUAUGUUACCAAUGAUUUUUUUGUUUUAUAUAGACAUUAAAUAACUAUUCUGCUUUCCAUCUAGAACACAGUGGCACACUUGUCAGCAGUAUUAGAUUUUAAAAACUGUUUAAAUCUUUAAUUCUGAGUAUUAUAAGUUUUGAAUGAAGUUUUAUUUAAUAUGCCAUCCCCAUUUUCUCAAUUCAUUAUUAAAAUACUAAUAUAAAAAACAUUAACAACUUUAAAUAUAAAUAAUAUUCUUAUUGUACUUAUAAAUAUUAUAAAUACAAAUAUCAGAUAUAGAAUCAAUAUUGAAAUUACCAUAUGUAUGUAUAAAGAUACAUAUAUCUGGUUUUUGAUUUGUGAUCAUAUUUGUUAAUACUGUUUCUUUUUUUCUUAAUUUUCUUUAGGUUGCUAAUGAAUCUUCGUUAGAUUUUAUUCCUCCCAUAAAGAAAAGUAAUAAUGCUGAAAUUGUGAAAGAAGCAUGGUUUUGGACAUCAGUACAAUAUCAGAGCUGUGCUUUAACAAAAGAAUAUUUAUUAACUAAUGUAAGUAUAAUAUUCCCCAGAUUAUUUAUAUUAUAUUUUUUUCUAUAGUUAGUUAAUUAUAUUUAGCUAAAUGUGUCCAACACGCCAACGUCCACGCGUUUAAUGCCUUCUACAUUAAGUUCUUCUUCCCGAGCACGCAAAAGAAAAAGGCAUUUAGAUCGCUUGGGUUCAAUAUUGAGGUCUAGUCCAGUACCUUCAACUCCUGGGGAAAUAUCACCAACCAGUAGUUCGGGACCAUCCAAACGACGGUCAUCUGCUGCCCUUGAUGGUUUAAGACUAUCAUGUGGGUCGUUUUUAAAUUUUACGAAUAGUCCUGAUCAUCCAUCACCCUUCAAACACCCUUUAGGUUUGUUUUAUAUAUUUAUAUAUUAUAGUAAUAAUUAUUUUAAUUUGAAUUGUAUUUAUUCUCAAGAUCCAGAUUUAAUUAUUAAAGAUAAACCAUUUAGUCCACGAUAUCAAGUUUUUUCUGAAUUAUUGCAGACUGAAAUAAACUAUGUGGGAGUUUUAAAUACAAUAAUUACUGUAAGUCAUUUUCUUUGUCUUAUUAUGUAUUUUUUUUAAAACUAUCACUGAAGUGAUAAGAAAAAACUUCCCUACAUUGCUGAUGUAGAGAUGUUUUUUCUUUAUUAUUAAUCAAUUUUAAUUUCAUUUUGUUUUUAGGUAUACAAAGAACCACUAGAAGAAAUGAUUGAUAAAGAAGACUAUUUACUUAAUAAUACCGAAAUAAAAAUUAUUUUUGGAAAUGUUUUACCAAUUUAUCAAGUACACCAAGAGAUGCUAGAGGAGCUCAAGUGUCUUGCUACUUCAUGGCAAGAAGAUAGUAGUAUAGGCAGUGUUUUUCUUAAAUAUGUAAUUGCAUAAGCAAUAUACAUUUUUGAAAUAUAAAUUAAUUUGUGUAUUUGUUAUUAAUUUAUAGUCCAGCGAAUUAGUGAAAGCUUAUCCACCAUUUGUGAAUUUUUUUGAAAAAACUCGCGAAAUGCUUAUGCAGUGUGAUCAGACAAAGCCACGUUUUCAUGCAUUCCUUAAGGUUGGCCAGACAAGACCUGAAUGUUGUCGACAAAGUCUCCAAGAACUUCUCAUACGACCUGUACAACGACUACCUAGCAUAAGUUUACUAUUAAAUGGUACAUUUACAAAAACUUGUGUUUACUUAUAUUUUAUUUUUAAAGUAUUUUCUUAUAAUCUUAUCUUGAACAUUAUUGGAACCUCCAUUGCUAGUGUUUACUAUAUUAAUAAUAAUACAUUUUUUACAAACAAAUUUUAUCUUUAUGACUAGGGAAACCAAAUGUUAAAAAAAAAAAGAAGUUUUCAUAUUCUAAGUCAAAAUUAAAAAUUAAAAAUCUGCUUUCAAGUUAUUCUUGGAUACUUAUCUGUAUAAUAAUGUUCAAAAUUUCACAUUUUUGUGUGUCAUACAUUUUUUUGAAAAUUACAUACUCAUAUGAACAUUUCUUUUUAUUAUAUUAGAUAAAUAUAAAUUUAUGAUAUUAAAGUUUUUUAACUAUUUUACAGAUAUAUUAAAACAUUCAGAUAAAAAUAAUCCAGAUCACCAAGCUCUUGUAUCAGCCUUAGCUAGUAUACGUGAAGUUAUGACUCAUAUUAAUGAAGAUAAAAGAAGAACUGAGGGUCAAGUUGUACUAUUUGAUAUAUUUAAUGAUAUUGAUAAUUGUCCUGUAAGUAUUAUAAUUUAUAUUGUUUUUAAUGUGUAAUUUUUUUUUUUAUUAUAACCAUCAUAAAUUAACAAUAUAGAUACAUUAACUUAUAUACUAUUUUAUGAUUAUCAAUCACUUUUAAGCUAAGCUUGUGUUAGGGAUUGAGAGUAUACUUUUUAUAAAAAAGAAAUAACAAAAAUUUAAUAAAUUGUGUACAUUAAAAAAUAUUAAUAUAUAAUGGAUACAAGACAAAUAGAUAAGGAAUAAAAACAAACAAGUUGUUAACUAUACACUCUACAAUUUAUUGAGUUUUUACUUAAUAUACAAUAAUAAUGAAGUAAUAACUACAAAAUAAAAUUUAAAAAUGUAGAUUAAUUCUAAAAAUAACCAGUUAUAUAUAAUUUUUUAAACAUUUUCUUGAUGUGUGUGAAUAGUAUUUUUUUGCCUCAUAAGGCAUUAAAUUCAAAUAUGUAGGCCCUAAAUAGUCAAUAAAUGAUUGACCAAAGGUUUUUUUUUGAAUAUUUAAUAGGAAUAUUGUAGACUCUGUUUUCUCUUUUGUUUUCAUAAAAAGGGUUACUGUUGUAUUCAUAUUGUUUUAUUUUAAUUUUAAGGGAUCAAUAAAUGUUUAAAAUAUAUUAUUUGUUUGUUUGUUUGCAGCCUCAUUUAGUUUCUUCACAUCGAAGUUUUAUUACAAAAUGCGAUGUGAUUGAACUCAGUGAUAAUCUUAGUGGUCGUGGUGAUCAUUUAACAAUAUUUGUUUUUUCAGAUGUCGUUGAAGUAAGAUUUAUAUUAUGAUAUAGAUUAAAUCAAUAAAUAAACUGGUCAAUAGUAAUUUGUUAAUUUUUUUACUAGGUCUGUAAAAAAAGAAAAUCAUUUAAUGUAAAAAGUCCAAAAGAAUCAAAUUCCGGUUCACAUAAAUUAAAUGGUGGUGCUAAAUCAUAUAAACAUAUCAAAUUGAUGCCGUUAAAUGUAAUCAAACAAGUGAUAGAUAUAAAAGAGACUGAAGGUAAAUAAAUGUCAUUAGUGGUACUAUAUAAUAUUUAUGAUCUACCUUAUUUUGAUAGUUCUAGUUUUUUAGUUGAUUAGUACUUACAAGGUUACUAAGUUACUUGAAUAUAUUGUUCAUCUUAUAAAGUAUUUUGUGGUGUAUUUUAUACACAUAGUAUAAAAUACAUUUUAUUGUUAAAAAUACUGUCAGUAUUUUUAUAUACAAAUAUUUAAUUGUAUGCGUUUAUUAUACAUUUCUCUUAGAUUAUUAUUGUUAUGCAAUUAUAAAUUGUGUUCUAUUUCAGACUGUCGUAAUACAUUUUCAUUAAUGAUUAUUGACAAUCACGAUUUUAAAGAACGGUUGUAUACUUUUACUAUAACUGGAAGUAAUUGCAGUGCUAAUAAUAAAAAUAUAUUCUUGAAAAAUAUAUCACAACAAGUGGCCAACACUGUGUGUUCUGUAAGUAUAUAAAGGCAAACAUAGAAUUGUUUUUGAAAGAUGUUCAUUAUUUAUUUUAAAUUUAGGGAAAUAUAUUAGUUUCAUUGGAUUCUCAGCAAUUAGACAUUGAUACAAGUGAAAUUACAACCGGUACACUUGGGAAAGCCUUUAAGUAAAUUAUAUAUAUAUUUAUAAUAUAUAAAUACAAUUGAAAAGCCAACAUUAAAUAAUUUUGAUAAUUUUUGUUUGUUUUAGAUUUGCAAGUAGAACGCGUAUUAAAGUUGGACGAGCAUUAAGUUUCAAUAAAACACCCAGCAAGUUGAAACGGGCCAUGUCAACAAUGAUGAGUCCUGUGCUCAGUUUGACUAACAGUGGGCCUGGUACACAUGCUUUAACACCAUCAACACAAUUGGCCAAUAUGCACUUGGCAUCAUGCACCAAUUUAAAUGUGAGCCCAUUAAAUGAGCUAAACGAUAGACAUAAUUAUUCACUAACGAAAAUCAAGAAACAUAUCAAACGCAAUCCUAAAUUGCGAUUGACUCGUUAAUUUUUCAGUCAGCAGCCAUUUGGAGAAGAUAACAUGUGUAGUCUUUUUGCUUUAAACUAUUAAAAAAUUAAUUAAAAAUCUUACCUUAUUGGAUCUCAAUAAAAUAAAUAAGGUACUUGACAAUUCGCUUUAUUGGUUAAAACAGCUUACUGUGUCGAUUAACCUGCAAUGUCCAUAUGUGGUAAAGAUCUUUUUGGUGAAUGUAUGCAUGUAUGCUAUGUUAUUGAAAAUAUUAUUUUAUCAUAUUUUAAAUUAUUAGCAUGAGUAAUAUUAAAAUACCUUAACUAGUAAAAUGAUUUAUAUACAUGAAAGGCAUAAAAAAAAAAAUCAAUAUUGCUUAAAUUUAAAGUUAAAUUAAAUGUUUAAAGUAUAUAAAACAGUUGAAAUAUUUAUAAAUGUGUAAAUAAUUUGGUAAAUUGACAAUAUUUAAAAAUAUUGUUUUUAGAUUUUAUAUUCAAACUAAGAAUAAUUUGAAUGAAAGUUAAUUUUAUUUGAUGUUUAUAUUUUUAGUAUUAAAAUCAUAAUAACAUUUAAUAGUUUUAAAUUAGUACUGAAAUAAAUAUUAGGUAUAUUAAUGAAAUUCGUUUUAAAAUAGUGUUAUGAACUUCAAGCAUUAAAAAUUUUCGAAUGUGAAAGUAUUAACAAAACAAAUUAUAUUUUUAAUAAUAAAACCAUGUAAUCAUAUAAUUUAAUUUAAUUAUUCUUAUUUAAAUGUUUUAGGAGUUACUUAAUUUGCACAUUUUCACUAGAAUAAUUUUAAUAUCUGCUAAAUUCAUUAAAUUUAUUUAUUUUGCAAUAUUGUGUUUUCAUAAUUUGUAUUAAAUAUUUCAUUGAGUUAAUGAAAUUUCUAUGUGAAAUAUCAGAAAUGAUUAAUAAUUUGUUUUAUAAUCAUAAUGAUAUUAUUGAUAUUUUACAUGUUUAAAUUUUUUAUAAUGUGUAUUAUAAUAAUAAAUAAUUUUGCUUAAGCAGUAGUUAUUUUUUCUGUUCAUUUAUUUUCAUUAAUGUGUUUGCUUUUAUGAAAAUCAUACUUUUAUGUCACAUAUUUGAUUUUAUUGUAAAUGUAAUAAUAUAAUAUUAUAUGACACAAUUCAUGUAACUUCUUUAAUAAUUUUACUUUUAUUUUAGGAAAUGUCAUCAAUUGACCAUACUUAUCCAUCACCACCAUUGUCAGUUCAACCAAACAGAAAAAAUAAAACUUCAUUAUUAAGUCUAUCAUCGGCGCCCAGGUAGCGUCCAACUGCCUAUCGAUACCUGGUAAAUUCUUUUAGAAAUUCAAAGAAUUUUGUUUCAAUUUUAAGGCGUCAGUAUCGAUAGCUAUAUAAUCUUAUUACAUAUAAUAAUUUUUUUUAAAAACUCAAUUUUAAAUUUUUUUAAAUCAACUAUUUUAUUACCUUUUUUUUUUUGUGUGUUAGUAUUUAAGAUUUGUAUAAUGUUGUUUUCAACUUUUCCCAAGACAUUCUUGCCUAUUCAUUUUCUUAUCCUAUACUUCAUUGUUUACAAUUGUUCAUUGAUUAUUAAGUCUUAUAAAUUCCAUUUCUACAAAAAAUAUUUUUUUAAACCAUAUAUUGUUUACUCGGUUUCAUUCGCAGUAUUGAUAAAGUUACCAUGGUAUAUAUACUUUUUUAGUUUUAAUUUAUACAUAUGUUUGUGUAAUCAAUUAUUUUUUUAAUGUCAGAACAAUUAAAUAUCAUUUUUUAAAUGGUGCUCAUAAUUACUAUAAGCUCAAAAAAUAAUUUUUUGUGUAAAGUGUAUACUGUGCAUUAUUGCAUCUUAGAAAUUAUAUAAGUGUAUGUUUAAAUUUAUUGUGUAAGUUUAUAUAUGGUUUAUAUAUUUAGUUUUGUGAUUUAAACACAUUAUAUUUAAUCAAAAUUAAAAUAAUUUGUUGUAUAAAUAACAUUUUAUUUGUAAAAUAAUAC